Molecule: messenger RNA, 480 nt
Organism: Menidia menidia (Atlantic silverside)
Lineage: Eukaryota; Metazoa; Chordata; Actinopteri; Atheriniformes; Atherinopsidae
Source: the annotation of a GenBank genome assembly
ACCAUGCUGGGGGCACUGCGCAGGAACAUGUCCCAGAAGCUGAGUUUGCUGCUGCUGGUGUUCGGCCUGGCGUGGGGACUCAUGUUGCUGCGCUACACCGUGCAGCAGCCUCGCCAUCAAAGCAGCGCUGAACUGCGAGAGCAAAUCCUGGAACUGAGCCGGCGAUAUGUCAAAGUCCUGACUGAGGAGAACCAGAACUCACCGAGCGGGCCACAGGGAACCUCCAUGGCAGGUUACGCCGAUCUGAAGAGGACUAUAGCUGUGUUGCUGGAUGACAUUCUGACACGGUUGGUCAAACUGGAGGGGAAAAUUGAACUGGUGGUCAAUGCCUCCUCCACAAACACCUCCCACGCAGCCGGAGGCCUCCUGGCCUCCGCUCCUGCUGCCCUGCAGAAAGCAUCAAAGCAGGAGGGCCCUGGCAGCCACCCAGGAACGUCACGCAUUCACCCGCACAACUUUAGGAGACUCCGACCACAUUGA